Messenger RNA from Funneliformis caledonium, 408 nucleotides. Lineage: Eukaryota; Fungi; Glomeromycota; Glomeromycetes; Glomerales; Glomeraceae. The record is from the annotation of a GenBank genome assembly.
AUAACAUUUAUUUUGAGCAGCAAAAGAUAUAGUGACGUUUUGCUUGCCGAAGCAGAUGAAAAUAAUUCUUGUCGACCAUCUUUGGAUAAUUCACAUUUUAAAAAAUUAUCCGAGACAUCAUCGUCAGUUACGAUUACACCUAUAGAACCCGGCUUGUUUUACAUAAUUAAUGAUUUUUGUAGUUCGUGCGUAAUUAAAGUAGUCGGCAAAAAUGGUGGUGGUGAUAAUAACAACUGUAACAACAGUAAUAAUAAGAAUGGUGACUAUAAUUGCAAUCAAGGUACUGUUAUUAAUUUUAAUUUUGGUGGUUCAAGUGGUUCCGCAAAUAUUGGAGUUACAAAAGCUAUGAUCGCUAUGACUGUAUUUAUUGCUUCAUUAUACAUUAAUAUGUUGCAACUAGUAUUUUAA